GCAACAGGCAGGCUCCGCCCGCGGACGCUCCCGGGGCUUCCCCGCCUCCUCCGCCUACCUCCGUCUGGCCGCGCUCUGUCGCGGUGUCCCAGCGCCACCGCCACCGACACUCGGCCGCCCGCCGCCCGCCGCAGUUGCUGCCAACAGCGUGCAUCCGAGUCGCCGCCGGAACCAGGAACACCCGAGGAGCUGAGAAGUAGCCUGUCCAGUAGCGUGUGCAUGCCCACGGCGGCAAGAAACCUCCGUUUUGCUCAUCAUCGAGCAAUUAGUGGCUGGUAUACAGCAGGGGCCACCAUGCACGUGAAGAAGUACCUGCUCAAGGGACUGCACCGGCUGCAGAAGGGCCCGGGCUACAGCUACAAGGAGCUGCUGGUGUGGUACUGCAACAACACCAACACGCACGGGCCCAAGCGCAUCAUCUGCGAGGGCCCCAAGAAGAAGGCCCUGUGGCUGCUGCUCACGCUGCUCUUCGCCUGCCUGGUGUGCUGGCAGUGGGGCGUCUUCAUCAGGACCUACCUGGGCUGGGAGGUCAGCGUGGCCCUCUCCCUGGGCUUCAAGACCAUGGACUUCCCGGCCGUCACCCUCUGCAACGCCAGCCCCUUCCAGUAUUCCAAAGUCAAGCACCUGCUGAAGGACCUGGACGAGCUGAUGGAGGCCGUGCUGGAGAGGAUCGUGGCCCCCGAGCCAGGCCGGGCCAACGCCAGCAGCACCCUGAACUUGACCAUCUGGAACCACACGCCCCUGGUCCUUAUCGAUGAGCGGGACCUCCGCCACCCCGUGGUCCUCGACCUCCUUGGGAGUAACAACACCAAUGGCUCAGCAAGCGGCAGCCCAGCCCCGGGAAGGACGUGUAGCGCCCAGGAGUGCAAAGUGGCCAUGAGACUAUGCAGCCUCAACGGGACCGCGUGCGCCUUCUGGAACUUCACCAGCGCCACCCAGGCCGUGACCGAGUGGUACGUGCUGCAGGCCACCAACAUCUUCUCGCAGGUGCCGCGCCAGGAGCUGGUGGCCAUGGGCUACUCGGCCCAGCGGAUGAUCCUGGCCUGCCUGUUCGGGACGGAGCCCUGCAGCCACCGGAACUUCACGGCCAUCUUCUACCCCUACUACGGCAACUGCUACAUCUUCAACUGGGGCAUGACGGAGAAGGCGCUCCCCUCUGCCAACCCCGGGAGUGAAUUUGGUCUGAAGUUGGUGCUGGACAUAGGCCAGGAGGACUAUGUCCCCUUCCUCGCAUCCACGGCCGGGGCCCGGCUGCUGCUUCACGAGCAGAGGACGUACCCCUUUAUCCGAGAGGAGGGCAUCUAUGCCAUGACGGGGACAGAGACCUCCAUCGGCGUGCUGGUGGACAAGCUGCAGCGCAUGGGCGAGCCCUACAGCCCGUGCACUGUGAACGGCUCCGACGUCGCGGUCCAAAAUCUCUACAGCGACUACAAUACGACCUACUCCAUCCAGGCCUGUCUCCACUCCUGCUUCCAAGACCACAUGAUCCAUAACUGCAGCUGCGGCCACUACCUGUACCCACUGCCCCGGGGGGAGAGAUACUGCAACAACCAGGAUUUCCCAGACUGGGCCCACUGCUACCUAGACCUGCGGAUGAGCGUGGCCCUGAGAGAGACGUGCAUCAGCAUGUGCAAGGAGUCCUGCAAUGACACCCAGUACAAGAUGACUAUCUCCAUGGCCGACUGGCCUUCUGAGGCCUCCGAGGACUGGAUUCUCCACGUGCUGUCUCAGGAGCGGGACCAGAGCCCCAACAUCACUGUGAGCAGGAACGGCAUCGUCAAGCUCAACAUCUACUUCCAAGAAUUCAACUAUCGCACCAUCGAGGAAUCAGCAGCCAACAACAUCGUCUGGCUGCUCUCCAACCUGGGCGGCCAGUUUGGUUUCUGGAUGGGGGGCUCCGUGCUGUGCCUCAUCGAGUUUGGGGAGAUCAUCAUCGACUUCCUGUGGAUCACCAUCAUCAGGCUGGUGGCCUUCCUCAGGAGCCUGCGGCGGAGGCGGGCCCGGGCUCCCUGUGACAGCCCCCCGCCCACCGUGGCCGAGCUGGUGGAGGCCCACACCAACUUUGGCUUCCAGCCCGACCCCGCCAGCCAGGCCGAGGGCUACCCCAACGGGCAGCCACUGCCCAUCCCGGGCACCCCGCCCCCUAACUAUGACUCCCUGCGUCUGCAGCCGCUGGACACCAUUGAGUCUGACAGUGAGGGUGACGCCAUCUAGACCCUGCCCCUGCCCACCCCGGGCGGCUCACGUACUUGAAGCUGAGAAGCUGAGACCGUGGCUCAGUGCCUUGCUGUAUAGUGCCCUCUCCAGAGAGCCAGGACCACCGGUGUCCAGGGCCCGGCCCCCUCCGUAGAGAGGCCAGUAGCCACUGCCAGGCCCAGGCUGCAGGGUCCGCAGGGUCACGGUGCAGGACGCCAGAACUGGGUUCUCACCUGGCUCCUGCCCUUCCUGUCCUGGGCCUACCUGACCUGCCCUCUGGCUCUAGAGACCCCUCUCCUGGUGUCAGGCCACUUUCUUCCCAGUGUCAGUCACUGCCCCAGAGAUGACCAGGUGGGUCUACCAUGUUCCCCAGAAUCAGUGGCCUUUCCCUCACUGGCCUUGACUGACCUCUGUGAACAGGCUUAGCAAAGGCAGCAGUGGCGGGGGGGGGACAGGGGGAGCACCAGGAGUGGGGGCCUGCAG
Marmota monax (woodchuck) is the source of this 2679-nucleotide messenger RNA. It is a transcript of the gene Scnn1b, whose product is annotated as sodium channel epithelial 1 subunit beta. The coding region runs from base 220 to 2214 and encodes 664 amino acids. Gene Ontology annotation, molecular function: ligand-gated sodium channel activity. The record is from RefSeq and is a predicted model, not a curated record. Gene Ontology annotation, cellular component: membrane. Gene Ontology annotation, biological process: sodium ion transmembrane transport. Lineage: Eukaryota; Metazoa; Chordata; Mammalia; Rodentia; Sciuridae. The transcript has 14 exons.